UUGCAAUAUAAAAGCGCAUACUGAUUGAGACAACAGCAAUUUCUCAACAUCGUCUUUUUCUUUCAUUCUUUUUAUCAACAUGCUCAAGAAAUUUUUUGCCUUGCCAGUCAUUUUUGCUUUGAUUAAUGUUACUUUUGCUGGACUCUCAGGAUCAACAUCUGUGACACCUGAAGACUAUUAUGGUCUCGGACCUCAGGCUCUUGAGACUUCUUAUCCGGCUUGUGGUAUGCCUUAUAAUGAGCUGAAUUUGGCAAGGAUUACUGCUGUCGAGGAUAUAGAUAUCUCUAGCGAAUGUGGCCAAUGUCUCGAGGUGACUAAUUCUGACAACGGAGAAUCCAUUUUUGUCUUGGCUGUAGACAAAGGUGGGCAAGGACUUGAUAUAAGUAUUCCUUCUUUUGAAUCGCUUUUUGGCCAAAGUACAGAUCCCGCUCCUGCUAGUUGGGCUGCUGUCGAUAUCUCUAAUUGUGAAGGUAUUCAUACACCUGGCAGAGAAAAUCCUUCUCAAGAGGUCUUUUCAAAGAGAGACAGUGGAGUGAAUUCGAUUAUUGAUACAUUUGAUCCAUCCAAGCUUAGAAAAGGCAACAAUAUUGCAAGUUCGACAGCGAGUGUACUCCACGUGAACAAGAGAAGUACUGUUUCCUCAGAACACAAAGGAGACAGUAUUUAUAUUGACAGAAAGCGAAGAGCUCAUGGCACUUUCAAGAAUAGACAAAUACAUCAUUAGACUUACCAGAUACAUUUGAUCUAGAGUAAUAAAUGACGAGUUUAAAUUCGUUGCAUAAAUUUAAAUGACAACUCCGCGUACAUGGAUGAUGCCUUAGAUUUCUACAAUAAAGCCUAUUUGAAGCCUAUCUCAAAGGAUAUGGGUUGUUUUUGAUGAGAUAUUUCUAGCUAUGUUGCUUAUUCUAUAGUUAGAACCGGCUGUUUAAGAGCCCUUCGUUUUUGCUCUCUUAAAAACGUAGGAAGUAGACUUGAAUUUGAGAGACUUAUCAUAGCAUAUUACGUCUACCAAAUUUACAUAAACAAUUUCAAUUUCGACUUUUGCACGUCAAGACAGAAAAAAAAAGACGUCACUAGACUCCGUCUAUUUCUUCGACAAAUCAGAAUAGCUCUACUUUUU
Messenger RNA from Gilbertella persicaria, 1120 nucleotides. RefSeq lists its product as uncharacterized. Lineage: Eukaryota; Fungi; Mucoromycota; Mucoromycetes; Mucorales; Choanephoraceae. The coding region runs from base 80 to 724 and encodes 214 amino acids. The record is from RefSeq and is a predicted model, not a curated record. The transcript is spliced from 3 exons.